Anopheles stephensi (Asian malaria mosquito) is the source of this 2004-nucleotide messenger RNA. It is a transcript of the gene fh, whose product is annotated as frataxin homolog, mitochondrial. NCBI's taxonomy places the organism in Eukaryota, Metazoa, Arthropoda, Insecta, Diptera, Culicidae. The transcript is spliced from 3 exons. Gene Ontology annotation, cellular component: mitochondrion. Gene Ontology annotation, molecular function: ferric iron binding; ferroxidase activity; iron chaperone activity. Gene Ontology annotation, biological process: intracellular iron ion homeostasis; iron incorporation into metallo-sulfur cluster. The coding region runs from base 233 to 835 and encodes 200 amino acids. The record is from RefSeq and is a predicted model, not a curated record.
UUUCUGGAUCCCCUCAUCAACGUCAAGUUUUACGUGCACUUGGUGUUUUAUAACCAUUCUGGCAACGAAAACACCAAAAAACUACUGUCAACAUAAACUUUUCGUUCAAAACCACCAAUUGCUUUUCUUUUGGAGAGAUUUCCCUACACCAAGUGGAACAGUUUUCCCGAGGUAAACGCCCUACCACUCACGGGUAGUUUGCAUAUCGAACAAAGAAAGAUCCUCCAGCACCAUGGGCCACGUACUCCGGCAAGCGACCUCCCGGUGGACCCGGUUACUUACCUGCAGCCAUCGGUACAUCCCGGCACACUCUGUCCCGAGCCAAAUACCGGCAAAUUCAACCACAGCACAGUUCCGCUGCUCCACAUUCAAUCAAUACCGUCCAUAUAGCUCGAUGAACCCGAACGACUUCAUCGCUACCUCACUGAUCGACUCCGUCACGUUUGUGGCCGUCUGCUCGGACACGCUCGAAUCGUUGGUGGACUACUUCGAGCAGAUUAUUGACGAAACGAGCACGUUGAAAAAUCCGGACGUAACGUACGGUGACGGUGUACUGACGGUAAGCUUCGGCGAACCGCACGGAACGUAUGUGAUAAACCGGCAGCUACCGAACCGUCAGAUUUGGUUAAGCUCACCGACCAGCGGCCCGAAACGGUACGAUUUCAUACCGGACAAGCGCACGGUGAACGAGGGCUACUGGCUGUACCGGCAUGAUGGUGUUACGCUGCACGAGCUGUUGCAGCAGGAGAUCAGUGCGAUCGUCGGUAGGAAGCUAGAAUUUUUCGACCUCCCCCACAGUCAACGACCGCAGGAUCAAAAUGGACGGGAUGGGUGAACGGUGGGCCAACACGGGUCAAGGACGGAAUUGGUGCUAAAUAGGGUUAGCUUAGAGGAGCGGACAAGAUUGACGCGGCUGCAACGUUGGACGAUGGUUGAAAGAAGAAUGCAGCAGAUAAGGUAGGUCGUUUAACAAAAAAGACAGCUCAAUGGUUCCUUUCGAUGUUGACAGAUUCCCAACCGUGGGUCUCCUAGGGAUAGUUAGAAUGCUAAGAAAUAUAGAACUUGAUCAAUACCAUCAGUUCGGGUUCAGGUUUGAUCGCCUUUGAGAAAGGAAAGUCGGUGCAGCUUGUCGCAAUGUCGUUCUGGUGUUGGACAUAGCCAACAACUUCGCUAGGCAUGGGCUACUGCAGAAGCCCUCUGAACACCCGGUUGAUGCGUCGAUCGAUUGGCAGACGACGGCGCUGGACCGUGAGCGGUAAUCGGGGAUUGUUGGGCGGAUGAGCGCCAGAUAAGUAAGUAGCCGUUUGCAACGCAGUUCUACAAAGAAAAACGGAAACCAAACGAAAAAGGGACAUCACCAAAACCUCGCCUCAUAUGCAGUAAUGGUGGUGAUGAUGUAAUAACUCCCAUCCUUAUUGCGCCAGUAGAUUAUCCUUAACGCUACGGUAUACAAACAUGCGCGCACUAUUUAUUGGUAUGCGUGUGUGCGUGUGGAUGUGUGGGAUGUGUUGAAUUAGGUAUCCUUAUGCGCGACCACAGGUAAACGAAGUCGUGCACUACUCCGCUCUCUCUCUCUCGUUAACAAUGUCCUUUAUUUUUGAAAUUGCUGCUUUUUCAUGUUAUUGCUUGCUUGUCUUAAUCAUCGGAAAGCGCUUCUAUUUUUCUUCUUUCUAUUAUUGUUAUCUUGUUUUAUUUAUUUUUUAUUUAAAGUUUUUACGGGUAUAUUGUAUUUGUUUUUUUAAAUUGAGGUUUUCACUUCUCAACAUCCGCGCAACAGGCUAUUUGAAGACCUGCUACAUUCUGCUUGAUUGCUGGAUAAUACUACCACACAUCCAGUGACACACGCAUACGCGCGCGCGCAUCAGCAGGAUUAUUAUUUAAAAUUAUGUAACGAGACAUAGGAUAGAUGAGCGAGCGCGUGCGCGCAUACAGGGCACGUGCUUGAUUAGAAAUAAAUAAAUUGUGUUUUGCGGACACACCUGCCAGAUAUGGCGAUAAUCGUAA